UGAGUCGGUUAUUGGAUUUCGGAUCGGGUCUGAUCUGAGUAGGACCUGUCAUUCCUCUCCCUCCCCGCCGGCAUUGCUUUCUCCCUCCUCCUCCCCAAAAUCGGAGCUUUCCGUCUUUCCACCCUCCUCCAGAGACACGCCGGUGCCCUUCAAGCUUCUGCUCCGUUUCUCCUCAGCUCAGGGUCUCGGGCAUUAUUGACUUCCAAUUAGCAAAGAGAUGCUUUCCGGUAUCAAGUUCGUUCCCCGUGAUCAGAUAAAGGGGCAAGGUCAAGGCUUGGAUUCUGUGGAAAAAUCUGGUAGUGGUAGAAAGGAAAAGCGGGGAAAGGCGAAGAGUGCCCGGUACAGUAGCUCAGACGAUGACGGUGAUGAUAAGCUCGAGAAGAUAGAGAAAGGGUCUAGAAAGAAGAAGUGGUACUCUUCCGAGGAGCCCUCAUCGAGUGAUAGUGAGAGUAGUGAUGGAAAAGACACAAGAAAGCGUAGGAAGAAGAAGAAGAAGAGUAGUAGUAGGAGAAGUAGAAGCAGUAGGAAAAGCUAUUCAUCUGAGGACUCUUCUGAUCCUGAAGAUUCUGGUGGUGGUAGGCGUUCUAGUAGGAAAGAAAAGCACCGAAAGAAAGUUAGCAGUAGAAGGAGAAAGGAAAGUGGUUCGGAUGAUGAUGUUUCCGAAGAUGCGUUUGAUGACCAGAAAAUUGUUAGAAAGGAGAUGGGAUUAGAGUGGAUGCUUAGACAUGAUGACAGGACAGAGAGAAGGCGUGCGGUGAGCACUGAUGACGCAACCCCUGAACCUCCAAAGGAAGAAGAGGUGAAGAAGGUUAAUCCAAGGGAAUUAAAUCCUUACCUUAGGGACAAUGGAAGUGGUUAUCCUGAAGAAGGCGCAGACAAACCUUCCGGAGACCGACUUUUGUCAUCCUCCAUUGGUGACGGGGGUGCAAGUUGGAGGCUGAAAGCCUUGAAACGAGCUCAAGAACAGGCAGCACGUGAGGGCCGUAAAGUCGAAGAGGUUGUAGCCGAAAGAUGGGGUUCUCUGGGUCAGCUAACUGUCUCCGUAUCAUCUCGUUCAGUGGCCCCAUCUCGUGCCCAUUUGUCUGCAAUAAAAAGCAGGCAGAGAGGAUCAGCUGAGGAGCCAAAUACUGCUGGAGAUGAGAAAAAUGAAAAUGAUACUCGAAAGGGUCCUAGAGAGUAUUUAAAGGAUGUCUCUAUUCGUAAUUCUCAAAUGAGGAAACCGAAAGUGGAUAAUUCUUUAUCGUGGGGAAAGCGGAAAGGUCAUAAAGUGUCCGCAAAGGAUGCAAGUUUCAUCUCCGCUGCAGCUUCUAGCUUGAACAAGUUCUCCAAUGAUGGGAGAUUCAUGGAGGAGGCUCUUCAGAAGCAGAGCAAUGAUUCUACUGUGGCUGUUUCUGCGUCGGUUUCUGAGGGAGAGCUUACGCAGCAAGUGUCUGAACCCAACGAUGCAAUUAAAGAAAUUCUAAAUGAGGGGUUGAGUGCGAAUCAGUUAGCAGCGAAGGCUUUGCAGCUUCGCCUGAAAGGAAAGCACGAUGAAGCUCAGAAACUUCUGAAUGAAGUGGAGAACCUAAAAGUCAAGGAACGUGAUGAUGGUGGAAAUUCACUCAGAGUACAACCUGCACAAACCAUGAGCAGGCAUAUGUCACGGGAGUUCUCUUCACGGAGAAAUAAAGAUGAUGAUGCUGAUAUGCAUCUGGCUCGAACAAUCAUGCAAAACAAACAGUACAGCAUCUCUGGUCAAGCAGAAGAUGAGUACGGUUAUGAAGUUGCUCCAAAGAAGAAGUCUCGACAUAAGGGGACUGAAAGCAACAGUAAGGCCAAUCAGCGUAGUGCUCCUCAAAACAGAUUGGUAACCCAGCAAGAACGUUGCCUUUUCUGCUUCGAGAAUCCCAAUAGACCAAAGCACCUUGUUGUCUCAAUUGCCAAUUUUACGUACUUGAUGCUACCUCAGAGGCAACCUGUCGUGCCUGGUCAUUGCUGCAUAGUCACUGCACAGCACGAAUCGUCCACAAGAACUGUAGACGAUAAUGUGUGGAAUGAGAUCAGAAAUUUCAAGAAAUGCCUGAUCAUGAUGUACGCAAAGCAAGAAAGGGAAGCCGUGUUUCUCGAGACAGUGAUGGGUUUGGCUCAACAACGUCGUCACUGCUUGGUGGAAUGUGUUCCUCUACCGAAGGAUGCUGCAAAGCAAGCUCCUUUGUACUUUAAAAAGGCUAUUGAUGAAGCUGAGGAUGAGUGGAGCCAACAUAAUGCCAAGAGACUCAUCGAUACAAGUGAGAAGGGACUCCGAGGAUCUAUCCCAAAGGACUUCCCGUACUUCCACGUGGAGUUUGGCCUUAACAGAGGAUUCGUCCACGUGAUUGAUGAUGAGAUGCAGUUCAAGAGCAGUCUCGGCCUCAACGUGAUAAGGGGCAUGCUCCAACUCCCUGAGGAGGACAUGUACCGCCGCAGAAGGGCAGAGUCUGUUGAUGUCCAGAGGCAGGCAGUUGCAAGUUUUGCUCAAGAAUGGGAGCCAUUUGACUGGACCAAACAACUGGACUAGGUUGUCUUGUUUGACGGGAACCCACUGGUCCAAGAGAAAUUAUUGCGCAGGCUCGGUCUGGAAAUAGGUUCUUUCACACUAAAUCAAUGAGAGCCCUUGAUGAUUAUCUUCGUAUGGGGUUUGCGGUUAUCGGUGUUGGUUGAUCAGGCCAAAUGAAUUUUCUUGAGAUUGGGGUGUGUGGCCAUAAGAACCCGAUAGAUGUGAUUUUCUUAACAUAUGACAUAUAUACAUUAUGUGUAGAUAAUUUGGUCCAACUUUAUUGAGCUACUUAGAAUCUUUCUCGACAGAAAUGCACGGUUAAGUGCAUGAUUUGCACGCGUGAAUUCUCCUCA
Punica granatum (pomegranate) is the source of this 2868-nucleotide messenger RNA. Lineage: Eukaryota; Viridiplantae; Streptophyta; Magnoliopsida; Myrtales; Lythraceae. The record is from RefSeq and is a predicted model, not a curated record.